AGAGUUGGUCCAAAGAUGUUGGACUAUGAAGGUAAAGAAGUUCCUGGUAACCGAGGUUAUAAAUAUUUUGGACGCGCAAAAGAUCUGCCUGGUGUAAGAGAACUAUUUGAGCAAGAAGCUCCUGCACCACAAAAACGUACAAGGUCUGACCUAUAUAGGAAUGUUGAUGCAGACUAUUAUGGGUACAGAGACGAAGAAGAUGGGUUGCUACUCGAAUAUGAACAAGAACAAGAGUAUAAAAUUAUAACAAAAGCAUCAGAAUUGCCCGAUCAAACGUUGCCUGAAGAUAAAUCAACGCAAAAGAAAAAAGAAGGUACUUCACAAUUAGAGAGCAGCGCAAUGGAUAUUGAUCAACUAUCGGAAAAGUUUGUUGCACAUGUAGCUGUGCCCUCCCAAAAAGAAGUGGAAGAAUAUCUAGUGCGAAGAAGAAAGCGCCAAAUCCUUGAUCGUUACGUGUCUGAUCAGUGUUGA
Messenger RNA from Scutellospora calospora, 471 nucleotides. NCBI's taxonomy places the organism in Eukaryota, Fungi, Glomeromycota, Glomeromycetes, Diversisporales, Gigasporaceae. The record is from the annotation of a GenBank genome assembly.